Messenger RNA from Toxotes jaculatrix (banded archerfish), 3484 nucleotides. It is a transcript of the gene tmem132a, whose product is annotated as transmembrane protein 132A. The coding region runs from base 1 to 3189 and encodes 1062 amino acids. The transcript is spliced from 13 exons. NCBI's taxonomy places the organism in Eukaryota, Metazoa, Chordata, Actinopteri, Toxotidae. The record is from RefSeq and is a predicted model, not a curated record.
AUGGCAGGGGUCAGCUGGUCUGCUGUGUGCUGGGGCAGAAGUGGAAGUAGCAUGCUGCUGCUCUUCUGGAUGUUUUUAACAGUCCCUCCAUCCCUCCUGCAGCCUCCUCUCCCUCUCUCUCUGCCAGUCCGCAUGUCGGCCGUCCCUCCUCCCUGGCAGUUCCUGCCUCUGUCCCAGGCGGAGCUCGGCCCUCUUUUCUCCAACUCCAGCCCCUUCUCCUUCUCCCAGAGCCUCUUCAUGGUGCCCACACCCAGCUGGGGCCCCAGACCUGGCCUCCAGGCCUCAUUCGGCCCUUACUCAGUUACACAGCUCAUAUCAGAGGAUGUCCUCCCUCUCUCUCCCCCUCUGUCUGCCUCCCUCCUCUCAGAGCAUGUGGAGAGAGAGAGGGAUGCAGGAGGGCAGGAGAGGUUCAGGGUGAGGACGCUGUUCCACAAGCGGGGCGGCACCAGCAGCCGAAGGACCUGCAUCACUCUGCACGCCUUCAAGGAGACACAGGAGCACAAGGCUUCCUGUAUCACACAGCCUCCUCUUGGGCUGUGUGUGGUAACUCUGACGCUGCCCAGUGACUGGUUCGAGGAUCAACACAUCAACCAGUCACACCAGGAUCCGGACAAGUGGCACAGUAACAUCCACCCUCAUAACCGUGUUCAGAAGCGGGAACGGCAGCGGGGCGGACUUCAUCACAGCAAUCGUCAGCGUUUACCUUCACUGAGAUACCAUCCAGGAGUUGAUGGGGACAUAUCCCAGGCAGAUGUUCCACAGGCCCUCAGGUACCCAAGGGGCCCCAUGAGACACCAAAUACAGCUUUACUACUCCUCCUUUGACACAGUGACCAACACAGAGCUGACACCACCAGAGUGUGUGGAGGACAGAGCAGCUCAGUCCCAGAGGCAGCUCUUCUACAUCAAAGCAGUGGCACUGAGGGAUGAGAAGGAGAAGGAAAGAGGGAAGAGCAGGACCAAAGAAGAAGAGGUCUGUUUGAACGGGCAGGAGGAGGAGGAGCUUCACUUGGACUCCCAUGUUGUGAUUCGCUACCACAGGGGUCCAGUCCUGAUAGGACAGCCAGUCAGGGUGUCUGUGAACCUGAGAGGCAAUUUCAGUGCUGAGUUUGUUGUUAUAAGGCUGAAGGUGAAGAGGGGCUUGGUGUCGAUGGUGGCCCAGAGAACUCUGACCUCUGACCUGUGGGCAGUGUCCCUGGAGAGAAGUCAAGGCUCCAAACACGACGUGGUGUCUAUUGUCUGCCACAAACAGAGCACGGUCAAGAACACACACGAUCCCACUCUCCUCCAGCAGGUGGUAUGUUUGUCAGUCGACGGCCUGAGGCGGAGCUUCGGUGUUGCCAUGACAGUGCCGGCUAACUGGUGGGUGGAGUACUCCGAGAGUAGUAACACCCCGUCGCCACAAGGGGCAGGAGUGAGCAUCUUCUCAUUCGCUGAUCGACACAUCUCUGGCAUCGCUCCCAUCACAGAGAGUAACAUGAUCAUCAACACAGCCAUACUGACCAACCAGCCGGUGUCACUUCCUGUCAUCGUGCUGGCCAUAAGCCGUGAUGGGAAGGUGUCAGAUGUCACCUCUGCAGUCACGUGUCACUCUACCAACGAGAACACUGUCAAGGUGUCCAGUGAUUGCUCCACCCUCUAUGUGGACGGCAGCGAAUCAGGGUUGGGUAACACCUGCGCGGUGGUAGAGUUUCUACUGGGCACUCUCAGUGGCUCUGUGUGUCUGGAGGUGUGGGUUCCGUCGGUUCCCCUGCGAGUGUCCCUGUCAGACCCUGUCCUCAACGCCAUCAGUGGCUGGAACCACUUCACAGAGAAUGGGUGUGUGCCGGUGUAUCAGCGCUCCUCUGUUCAGGUUCUGACUAAGUUCACAGCUCAGGACUCCCGCAGCAGAACCAUACACCUCUUAGGCUCAUCUGAUUGGUUCAUGGAUGUGACAGAGCUGGUCCGUGACUGGCUAAGAGUAGAGGACCCUCGAGUGGCUUCCCUUGACACCCAGAAGAACCUGAUUGGUUUACGGCCAGGAAAGACAUCACUCCAUGUGGUCUCUGAGCAGUGGGAUGGUGUGCUGGGUAGAUGUGACAUCACUGUGACCUCCGACCCCGUUACCCCUGCAGACCUGUCUGUACAGGUGGUCAGCGGCCUCGGAAUGUCAGUUACUGGCAGCCCCGUCCACUCCUCCAUCAUCACCUCAACAGUGACAGCCUACAACAUCCUGUACAACCACCACCAGGAGGCAUCCAUCAGUGUCUGGCUUCAGUUCAGCGAUGACACGGCGUCCCUCCUCUCUUCCUUCAGCGACCUUCCCUUUUUCCUGCGUCUCUCUUCAUUGGCUGAGACUGUGGUAGUGGUGACACCUGGACCCAGCCAACGCAUCUUUGCCCAGGGCGACGGGGGCGGGCCUCUACUGCAAGCAGAACUUCUUGUUUCAACCUGCACUGAUCAGCCAAUCACCUCCAACUUUAUCAGUGAGGGCAACACAGAUUGGACGGACACUGGAGGAGGGGGUGGAACCAGGAGGCUGGCAAGGGGAUCUGGUUGGAUAAGAGUUAACCUGGACCUGGGCUUUCUGCAUCCAGAAGGGAACAAAGGUGAGGAGGGUGAGGACUUUGGGUUUGACAUUUCAGACACACUUGUUGACUCAGACAGCGACGUCUAUACAUCGAACUUUGAUGAGGACGACAGUGGGAACAUGAGCAGUGACUACUACGCCAAAAUGAGCAGGAGGAUGACUAAUAGAAAGUGGAACGAGGUGGGAAAUGGAGGGAUGGUCAGUCGGAACAACCUGGAAAGAGCUGUUCUGAUGCCUAGCCAGGAGGAGGGCUCUGUGUACUUCUCACCGAGUCAGGAGAAGGAAGGACAGAGGGAGGAAGACGAGGAUGAGGCCAGGCAGGGAGCUCGAGAGCUGGAGGUUGGUGUGGGUGCUGUCCUCUCUUUGCUCUGUCUCUCCGCUGUCCUCUUCCUGGCAAACUGUCUGCCCUGUGCUCUGCGAGACAGGAGGAGGGCAAUGGCAGAGGAGGAGGGCGAAGGAGAAUUAGAGGGAGGCACAAAGGAAGAAGAAGAGGGGAGGAAGGAGAAGGAGGUGGAAGACAAGCAGGCAGGGGAGAGGAGGAAGACAGAAGGUGGAGACAAGACAAAGCAGCAGGAGGAGAACAAUGUAGAGGAUGUUAAAGAAGUAGAGAUCAUUUGCUGAUACAUUCACAGGCCAAGCUAAACUUCAGCUCAGAUCUGUCCUCAAUUCUGAGACGACAACCUGUGCUCACUGCUGUUCACUAUAGGGAGCUGAAGUGUUUGAACUACUCCUUUAAACUCUGCAGUUGCCUCUUUAUUGACCUUGUUUGAAGAGCAUGUGAGUCAUACAAGAAAGACUUUCCUGUCUCUAUGUUUUAGCUUCAGCAGACUCACAGCUCAGACCUCAGCAUAGCCAAUAGAGAGAUGUUCUAAUAGUAUAACAGCGUGAUCUUACCCUGUUUUGUACAAUAUUGCAU